Bradysia coprophila is the source of this 396-nucleotide messenger RNA. Its product is annotated as nucleoplasmin-like protein ANO39. The record is from RefSeq and is a predicted model, not a curated record. NCBI's taxonomy places the organism in Eukaryota, Metazoa, Arthropoda, Insecta, Diptera, Sciaridae.
AUGAUAUUUGAACCAUCGACUAAUUCGCAUUCACAACAAUCUUCGUCAUCUACAAAUGGCCAUCAAUCUUUGUCAACUACAAAUGACCAGCAAUCUUCGCCAGCUGCAAAUGAUCACCAAUCUUUGCCCGCUGCAAAAGAUCAACAGUCUUUGCCCGCUGCAAAUGAUCAACCAUCUUCGCCGAAGAUCAAGCGAAAGAAGAAUGAUUCCGACGAUUCCGAUUUCGAUGACUUUUUAACACAAAAUGACCAGGAGCAAGAGGUGGAGGAUGAAGAAGAGGAUGAAGGAGAAGAUAAUGAAGGAGAAGAUACUGAAGAGGAAGAAAAUGAAGAAGAUGAGAACGAAGAAGAGGAGAAUGAAGAUCAGAGGAGAAUGGACUUGAGCAAAUUUUGGUGA